This is a messenger RNA of Panthera uncia (snow leopard), 12165 nucleotides long. It is a transcript of the gene APH1B, whose product is annotated as aph-1 homolog B, gamma-secretase subunit. NCBI's taxonomy places the organism in Eukaryota, Metazoa, Chordata, Mammalia, Carnivora, Felidae. Bases 132 to 905 code for a protein of 257 amino acids. Gene Ontology annotation, biological process: protein processing; positive regulation of catalytic activity; Notch receptor processing. The record is from RefSeq and is a predicted model, not a curated record. Gene Ontology annotation, cellular component: membrane; gamma-secretase complex; endoplasmic reticulum. The transcript is spliced from 6 exons. Gene Ontology annotation, molecular function: protein-macromolecule adaptor activity.
CCCUCGGCCGCGCCCCGCCUCCAGCCGCCUCCGUCGCGCCCUGCUCCCGCCCCCGCGCGGCGCUGAGCUCUGUCGGCGCCUGGCGUACUUCGAGUCCCCGCCAGGCCUCCGGGCCGGCUUCCGCGGUCGCCAUGACGGCGGCCGUGUUCUUCGGCUGCGCCUUCAUUGCCUUCGGGCCUGCGCUGGCUCUCUACAUCUUCACCAUCGCCACUGAGCCGUUGCGCGUCAUCUUCCUCAUCAUCGGAGCUUUUUUCUGGUUGGUAUCUCUGCUGUUUUCGUCCCUUUUUUGGUUCAUGGCAAGAACCAUUACUGACAACAAAGAUGGACCAAUACAGAAAUAUCUGCUGAUCUUGGGAGUGUUAGUCUCCGUCCUUGUCCAAGAAAUGUUUCGAUUUGCAUAUUAUAAACUUUUGAAAAAAGCCAAUGAGGGUUUGAGGAGUAUAAACCCAGAUGAGACAGCACCCUCUAUGCGAUUGCUGGCCUAUGUUUCUGGCUUGGGUUUUGGAAUCAUGAGUGGAGUAUUUUCCUUUGUAAAUACCCUUUCUGACUCCUUGGGACCAGGCACAGUGGGCAUUCAUGGAGACUCUCCUCAGUUCUUCCUAAAUUCAGCUUUCAUGACGCUGGUUAUCAUAUUGCUGCACGUGUUCUGGGGCAUCAUAUUUUUUGAUGGCUGUGAGAAGAAAAAGUGGUCUGCCCUUCUUGUAGUUCUUCUGACCCAUCUGCUGGUGUCAGCCCUGACCUUCAUAAGUCCUCAUUAUGGAAUAAAUUUGGUGUCAACAUAUAUAAUUGUGGUACUCAUGGGCAUUUGGGCAUUCUUUGUUGCUGGCGGCAGCUGCCGAAGCCUGAAACUGUGCCUACUCUGCCAAGACAAGGACUUCCUCCUUUUCAAUCAGCGUUCCAGAUAACCUCUGACAACCAGCACCUGCCAAACAGUAAGCUGCAUCUUUAGAGGAAGCACAACUGUGCCUUUUUCUAAAAAUUCCUUUUCCUGGUGGGAUUUAGAAAAAACAAAACCCUCUAGAUAAAUAAAAUAUGACUUCAUGCAACAGCUCUCUGGAAGGAUACAGCAGUGGAUGUACACAUCCUGGCUGCACAUUAGAAUCGAACCCCUUGGGGAAGCGUAAAGAAUAUUGAUAUCUGGGCUUCACCCUCCACAUAUAAUUGGUCUGGGCAUUUGGUCAUUUUUAAAAGCUUUUCCCAGAUGACUCUGAUGUGCAGCCAGGUUGAUAAUCAUCAGCGUCCAGAUAGGAACUUUCUGAGAACACCAUAAAUGAAUAAAAGUCCGAUGUUUAGCCGUCUCUCAACUCAGCUUGUGCUGAGCAGGUAAAUCUCUGACUGUCAGAUCCUGCUUAGCCUUUGUCUUUUUAAGUUAUGAAGUCACAAAACGCUAAAGGGCUCUCACCCCUGUGAACUUUUCAUGUUCUUUAUUAUACCCUAAAUUUAUGAGAACAUGGUAGAUUGUGCUUCUAAAUGCAAUAGUAAAUUGCACUGACUUACUAUGAUAAUUUAGCCAAAGUAAGCUAGUGAUUAACAAGCUGCAUUUUUUCCUGUAGUUUUACAUUCUGGAUUCUGCUUUGUGAGGCAUUACUUUGUUCGUGAGCAUAGAUUCAGUUUCUUUACCUAAAAAUCAAUUAUUUUCUGAUUUCUGGGAAGGUAUUAUAAACCAAGAAUUUUUGUGCAACUUCCGUAAAUCUUUCCUGGGUUUAAGGCUUUUCGUGAGCUGUGCCCCGAGGCAGUGUUUCCCAGCUGAGUGCUAGCAACCAGCUGGGCUAGUUGGGGUGAAGUCCAUUGUUCUAUCUCUGAGCAGUUCUGCAGGUUGCUGAGUGAUGUACCCUGGGACACGCUUCACUAGAGCUGGUGAAAGUUCAAAAGCAUGAGGAAAACAAGCCAGUAGAAUGAUGUUGACACUUUAAAUUUGCUCCUGUGAUACUAACCAGUACUUCCUCCUCCUCACCAAGUGAUGUAGUGCAGAAUUAGAAAUCUGUCUUAAACUGCCAAAUCGAUGCUUUUACAGAAUCCGUAUAAUCUUUAGAGCUAGCAAAUGUCUCUGGGUUUUAGUAGCAGAUACAACACUCCCUUUAUAGGAAUACCCAAGUUGUUUGUUCAGCUUCUGAGCAACCUUUUGAUUUCCUUUAUAAAGAGGAAAUGCCAGUGAAUUGUGCCUUUACUAACUAGAAAUUGCUCCCAGUUAAUGGCUUUUAGAGAGUGGAUGGUGUGAAAUGAAAAUUCCCUACACAUUAAAGUGAUAAGCUCAAUGGAUCCCAUAUGUGCAGUAGAACACCCAAAAGAAAUGGGAGCAGCAAUGAGAGAGAGCUCACCAGUGCCAUGACAGAUGGAAGAAUUGAACGGUACUGUGAUGGGAAAGAAUAAUGAACGUGUCUAAAGUGGAAAUGUGGCCAGUGUUUUGGGCUGGCCACACAUCAUUCCAGGGGCCAGACCUUUCACAUGAACUAGAUCUUUAUCGGUGAAAUCUCCCCCCAUGUUUAAAUUAUGAGAAUUUCUCAAUCUAGGGAUUCAAGAGAAAUAGGAUUUCUAGCAAGGCUGUAAACAGUCCCAUAGCAAUUACAGUUAUUACCCUAAAGUUCACUUCACAACACAAAUACCGACGCUUCCACUGGAGUUUGCAGUUUUCCCCCUUUAUACCAAGUUUUCCUUAGAUGAAAAGAGCCACAGGAAGAGUCAAAGGCAUAGAGACUGAGCAGUGAAAUUUACUGUGCAGAGUUAAGGGAAACAGGAUACCCACUGAACUGCCCUUUAUUCCUAUAGGAAUGUGGUGUUCUUUGAUGAACAGAAUAAGAAAAAUACAUAGUUGGUUAUUAGUAUUGACUUACACAUAUCUUAAAUGGAUAGUCUGAUAAAAUAUUUGAUCUAUAAAGUAUUGAAAAAUCCGAGAAUAUUGGUCGUACACAUUCCUGCCCUCUGAGGAUAUCCUCUGUGCUUUAAUAGUUUAAUAUUAAGUAAAGAAGCUGGGAUAUGGUACAAUCUUAUUUAUAAAAAUUUCUCAGGCCAGAGGAAAAUUUUCUUUGAUGCUAAGACUCUUGUCUGAGGAAAUUAUUUUUGACUCCCUAUGAAUAAAGGAACUUUGUAAUCCUGAUUUCUCUUAAAAUGUGAGCAUUGCCAUAGUCAGCUUAGGCACUGUUGUCAUAAAUAGCCCUGAUUUGCCUGAUGCCAAGGACACCCAGAAGGAGAGGAGAGGAUAGUAUUCCUCUGUUGCUGUGUAUAUAUCGAGGUGCCUUUUUUUUUUUUUUUAAACAUUUGUUAUCUAUGGUGAGCCUUCUGAGCCCUGAUAGUAUUUGUAGAGGAGGUGGUGUUGAUAUUUUAUGUUUUCCUCCGCACCAAGCUUUCUCAGUUUGGAAGGAAAUGUGGGUUAUAGAGUUAAAGUUGACCUUGGAAUAUGAAUAUUGUUGCAGUGCUUGAAUAUCUUGCCAUGUGAUUAAUAGAGAUUGUUUUGUUGCUCUCUAAUAAAUUUGUAUUUAUUUUGUAUUCAUUUAAGUCAGUAGUUGUAACUGCAGAAGUUUUGUUACCUCAAUCCUGGCCCACCUGGCUGAUCAUAUAGUAAGUAGCAGUUUCUUUUAGAGCAUCUAAUGAAAACAUGGCUGAAAGGAAGAAAUGAUGAUAAUGGCAGAUUGUCUAGAAAAUGGUUUUUUUUCUCAAUGUUAUUUUUUUAUUUUAAAUCACACUUCAGUGUUUGCUGAGAGUGGUAGAUUCACAUCAAAAAUAUUAGGUGUUCUUAUCCAUAGAGUUGGUGCAGUAUAUAAGCAGCUGUUGACAGAAGCUUCCUCGUACCUGCUACUCCUCCCACUUCCCAGUCACCUCAUACUAGCACCAAGACAGGGAUUAGCUGUCAUUAUGGGCCUGAGGGCUCCAGGGAGGCCAGGGUGGCGGCCUGUCUUGGGCAGCAGCAGCCUGAUCCCCAGGAAGAGCUCCUUGAAGGUGCUAGCUUUCGUUAGCUAACUGUUUCUUAGGCCCUGCUAUUCCUAACUCUGGGUGGACCAAGUAGGUAUCACAACAAACCAAUUUUAAAGUGCUUUGCUUAGAGCAUUUUGUCUAUGAUUGCAAUGUUUACAGUUCUCAUUUAAUACAAGGCUUUACUUCUAUUAAAUUCUAGUGUUUAGAGAGGUGGGGUACUGUAUGUAUCAUUUUAUGUAAGUAUGCGAUAUGUAUCAUUUUAUAUAAGUUACGCCGUUAUGUCAUGUAUCCUUGUAAUGUCAGGCCUUGCGUUCAGUACACAAUGCAAUAGACUCUUUGCAGACCUGUAUUUUUCAGUGAACAAUAAAAAUAUUGUUUGGCACUAUUCAUUUCCCAUGUUUCCUCUUUUUGGAGUAGUGUAUCCUUCAGUAUGUGUUGUUACAGUUUUUGUCUCUUAUAAAACUUGGCUGUAUAUUCUGUUGUUUAUGACUGGUCAGCUCUGAGACUUUUUAAAGAGAAAUCUUUGUUACCUUAAAGUUCCUAAGGCCUAUUUCAUUUCUGUGUGUUCAGAAACAGUUUGGUGCAGAGAAGUUCUUUGAGGUGUUCUAAACCAAGUGGAAGAUUAUUCUUGAAGAUGCUAGAAUCACCUUGAAAAAUCUCCUCUAAGUAAUUUUUUUUAAAAAGUUUGAGAGAGAGAGAGAGAGAGGGAGAGCAUGAGCAGAGGAGGGACAGAGAGAGAAGGAGAGAGAGAGAAUCCCAAGUAGGCUCUGCACUGUCAGCAUGGAACCCGAUGUGGGGCUUGAACUCACCAAACUGUGAGAUCAUGACCUGAGCCUAAGUUGGACACUCAACCGACUAAGCCACCCAGGCAUCCAUCUUUCUAAGUAAUUGUAAAACAAUGAAUUUAUAAAACAGCAUGUAAUAGUGGCUAAAGAUGGGAAUUGGUUGACAAAGAGAGUAUAGUUUACUUUCUACCCAGUGACCCUGAGCAGCCUAUAGAGUCCUUAUGUUUUUUUCUCUCCUUGAUGUGGAGGCAGGGCAGCUGAGGGGUUGAGCUUGGCUUUCACCAUCAGACAGGCUGUGAAGAGAAUUGUUAUGGCCAGAAACGCAAACCACGUGAUACCUGUUCACUCUGGUUUGAAAUGAGGCUGCUCAGGUUUAUGUUGACUGUGUUAUUCUGUGAAAUAACCUCAGAGACCAAGAGCCUUUUGGUUGUAACUUGUAAGCCAGUGGAAGAGAUGUACAUUCUGUAGGUAAUAGCCCAGAUUUGUGUACAAUUUUUUGGCCCCUUCCCACUGAAACUGUGGCUCUAGUUUAAUUGUUUGAUAUUUAGUUGGAACAAGGAUUUCUCUGUGACCAGCCUCAACACAUGAGAAACCUCCAAUGGAAAGAAGUACAUAUUUUAUCUACAUCUCAUUGAAAAUGUUGAAUAGAAGGAGCUACUUAACUGGCUUUUGGAUUUAGUCUUAGUAAAAGAAUUGGGGACUUGACACGUUCUAAGGCGACUGUAAUUAUGAGCCCUGAGCAGGUCCUGGCUUUAAGACUCAAUAAUACAAGGUACAUGUUGCAUGAGUGUGGAUCACUAUAAACCUUUCUUCGAUUUUGUAGUAAACCAUUCUUUUUUCAGUGCUUGAGCAAAAUCAGAGAUGGAGUUUGUAGUGUUUAAUCAGGGCCUAGCACGCACAGAACACUGUAUUAGAUACUUUAAAAAGAUGGAAAAGAACAAGAUGGUGGAGAUCUUUGUUCUCUGGGAACAUACAAUCUCACCGCACAGAUUAAAACACAUAAAUAUUACUUUAAGGCAACUAAAAAUGUACUACCAAUUAUGAAAUAAUACAGAAUAGCUUGAGUGCAUGAUACUUGCAAUUUUAGUGGUAGAUGAAAGGCACCUAGGUAAUGGAUGUAGAUCCAGAGGAGAAGGUGUGACUGAGGACUGAACCCUGGGAAACUCCCAGGUUCCCAGGUUGGAAAGGGGAAGUGGAAUUGUGCCCUGAAGGAGGGAGGAAAACCGGGAGGUGGCCUGAGAGGGGAAAGUAUGUCACAUACUGUUGGAUAAUGAGUAAGAUGAGAAGUGAGAAUUGAUCAUUGCAUAUGAAGAGAUGGAAUUUCAUUGUAUGGAUGAACACCUAAAUGGAGUGGGUUAUAAAUAUUGGGGGAUAAGGACGUAGACACAGCAUAUUGGGUACAGACAACCAUUAUAAUUGUAGUAGGGGAAUGGGAUGAUAGCCUGAGGAGUAUGAGGGGGCAACAGAGGGUGUCUUUCUUCCCCCCCCCCCGACCCCCAUAAUUUAUCAUUAUAACAACAUGUUUGUAUGAAGAUGGGAAUUAUUUAGUGGAAAGGGAAAAUUGAUUGAUGCAGGAGAUGGGGAGGAUAGUUGCCAAAACAAAGUACCUGAGGGAAGAGUAGAGUGAAAGUUUUAGUAUUAAAUGCUUAUAUUGGGUAAGUCAGAAUGCUUAAAAUAGAUGACUUCAAGCUUUUUCUUAAGAAACUAGAAAAAGAGCAAACUAAAGUUUACAAAAUAAGCAGAAGAAAGGAAAUAAUGAAAAGAAUAGCAAAAAAUCACAUAACAGAAAAACAAUGGAGAAUUUCAGUAAAACAAAAAUCUAGCUCUUUGAGAAAAUCACUACAAUUGAUUACGCUCUGGCCAGAUUGGUAAGGGAAAAAAAGAGGGUACAAAUUAUGACUAUCACUACAGAUCCUAUGUUUAUUAAAUAAAAAUAGAAUAUUAUAAACAACUUAAUGCCAAUAAAUUAAAAACUUAGAUGAAAUGGACAAAUAGCUUUAACAACUCACCCAAGAAGAAAUUGAAAAUCUGAAUAACUCUUCAGACUAUGAUAAUUAUUUAUUAAACCUGCACACCAUAUAUUGAGUAACAGGAACUGAAAUAGGCUUUUAGUGUAAAUUUUAAUCUGAGCAGAAGUUGGAUUGUAUUAAAUGUUUGUUGCAGCUCUAAGUACCAGAGGCUUCAGAUUCCUCUAGUGUCCUGUUUUGGUCUCCCCUCUUGACUUUGGGCUUCUCUAUAUGCUCCUUGUCAAAGAAAGUCUAAGUCUUACAGCUCUUUCAGCUAUAAUCCACUGUUAUUAUGUUGGAAACCUAUUGGUGUGACAGUAAAAGACAUAAGAGAAAGAAGGUGUCCUAUGCUCUUAAGAAUAAAUUUCAAUUUUGUAGUGGGCCUGCAUCCUUAAACUAAGCGUCUCUUAACUUUUUACCCCCCUGGGUAAGACAGGAAAGCCAAAGAGGGCUAGAGUGGGAGGAAUGCCUUCCCCCCAGGUAGGAUAAGGGUCUUAUAAGGUCUUUUUCUGUGGAGAGUAAGUCUUUGUUAUGGAUAACACUGGGCAUAAUUUACGAUAUUUGCUCUUACCCUUUCCCUGCCUGAGCCAUAGGGGAUGGACCAUGAGAUUGUGGUCAUGUUCCUAGAGGUAAAACCUAGAAAAAUGUGAGCCUCUUAAGAUUGUGUGCUAGUCUUAGGGAUUUCUCACUGUUAGGCUACUACACACUCAGACUGCAGCAGUUUGUUAAAAUUAGCCUGUAAGUGUCCCUAUCUAUUUAUGACUCUGGUGGCUUCUGCCCUAGGCAAGCAAAUCUCAGUUGUGACUUUGCAGAUUCCCCUGUCUUUCAAGAUUUCAGGGUGGUGGCGUGUCCUGAGACUCAGUUCUCUUAAGAAGUGCAAAGCAUUAUUGAUUGUUAAUUGGUUUAGUGUUUUCUUGUUGUAAGGAUGGGAGCGACAACUUCCAAACUCUUUACUUAUUGGAGCUAACCAGAAUUCCCCUGUCUCUAUUAAAGAAAUUGAAUUUGUAGUUUUCAUGAGGGCAAUUCCUAGAAGGCUUCAUUGGAGAAUUCUACCACACAGAAAGAAGAAAGGAGAAGGAAACAAUACUGAUUCUACACAAACGGUUCUACAAAAUAGAAGAGAUGGCACACUGUCCAGUUCAUUCUAUGAGCAUUACCAAUGAUAACAAGACCAGACAAAGAUAUUAUAAAGGAAAACAAAAAUAAAAGCUACAGAUCAGUAUCUAUCAUGUAUAAACAUGUAAAAAUCUUCAACAGUCUUUUGGCAAAUUGAAUCCAGUAAUACAUAAAAGAUAAGAUGCAUGUGACCAAAUGGAGUUUAUCCCAAUAAUAAAAAAUUAGUUUAACAUAUAAAUACCAUUCAGUUCACCAUGUUAACAGACUAAAACAAACAAACAUGAUCAUAUCAGCAGAUCCAAAAAAGCUUUUGACAAAAUCUAAAUUCCAUUUUUUUUAAAUUAAACAACUCUCAGCAAACUAGGAAUAGAAAGGGAUUUCUCUGACCUGAAAAGAAGACAUCUAUGUAAAACCUGUAUCUAAGGCCAUGCCUAAUGAUAAAGUACUGAAUGCUGUCUCCACUAAGAUUGAAAACAAGGCAAGAAUGUCCACAUUCACCACUUUGGUUCAACAUUGUACUGGAGGUACAAAAAGACAAAAGGAAAUAAGUCAUCGAUCAAAAAGGAAGAAAUAAAAUUUUCUUUUUUCAGAUAAUAUGAAUUAUUAGUGUAGAAAAUCCUAAGGAAGCUACAGAAAGGUGAUUACAACUAAUUAGUGAACUUAGUAGGGUCAUAGGAUAUAAGACCAACAUAGAAAAAUCAAUCAUGUUUCUCUAUACAAGCAGCAAACAAUUGGAAAUUGAAAUUGGUUGGCUCUCUGGAACUAGUUUGCUUCUCAAACUGUAGUGAAGGGCCAUUUUAAAAAAAACCUUCUAAUUCAUUGCAGAUCAAUACUUUUGUAAAAUACAACAAAAAUGAAUUAUUAUAAAAAUGUAAUAAAACAUUCAAAUUACAAACCCAAACUUGUUGUUGUUAGAGUCAACAGAUAUAAAAUUACAUUCAGUAAAUAAACCAAAGCAAACAUAGAGGAAAAAAAGAAUUACAAAAAUGUAUACGUUUUAUUGACCAUGUGCUUAUAGGCAGUUAAUAUGGAACCAAUAUUAUACUCAAAACUUUCUGUUCUAUAAUAACUGAACAAAAUGUCAUAAUGAAAAGGAUAUUCUCCAUGUUGAAUGCCUAUUUAACACACCAUGAAGCUUUUUUAUGUGAUAAAUAAUCUUGUAUCCUGUUUCUUAAUUUACCUAGUCUAUUCAAAGAAUAAAGCAUAUUUAUAGUAUUUCUGUGUUUAUCAUACUAGUUACCAAAAUAUACCAUAAAUCUACAAUAAUGGAUAUGGAUAGAAGAUUCAGGAGCAGGGCAAUGUGUAUAUGAAAAUCUAGUAUAUAAUAAAAUCAGCAUUUUAAAUUAACAGGGGAAGAAUCAGCUAUUCAAUAUUUGGGCUAUUUGAUAAUUUGAUUAUAUUCGGGGGGGAAAUGUACAGCCAGGUCUUUUACUGUAAAACAAAAUCUAAACAUUAAAAAUUCAAAUGCAAGAAGUAAAACUAUAAAAGAACUAGAAAAAAAUUAGACUACAGUUGAUCCUUGAAAAAUGUGGGGGGGUAGUGGUGUUGACUCCCCCGCCCCCUGCAUGCAGUUGAAAAAUCUGUGCAUGACUUUUGACUCCCUAAAAACCCAACUACCACUAGCCUUACUGUUGACUGGAAGCCUUACUGAUGGCAUAAAUAGCCACUUAUCACAUUUUAUGUGUUAUAUGUAUUACAUACUGUUUUCUUAAAGUAAGCUACAGAAAAGAAAAUGUUAUUCAAAAAUUAUAAGAGAAUGGGAAUGCAAGCUGGUGCAGCCACUCUGGAAAACAGUAUGGAGGUUCCUCAAAAAACUAAAAACAGAACUACCCUACAACCCAGCAAUUGCACUACCAGGCAUUUAUCCACGGGAUACAGGUGUGCUGUUUUGAAGGGACACAUGCACCCCCAUGUUUAUAGCAAUACUAUAGACAAUAGCCAAAGUAUGGAAAGAGCCCAAAUGUCCAUAGAUGGAUGAAUGGAUAAAGAAGAUGUGGUAUGUAUAUAUACAAUGGAGUAUUACUCGACAAUCAAAACGAAUGAAAUCUUGCCAUUUGCAACUGCAUGGAUGGAACUGGAGGGUAUUAGGCUAAGUGAAAUUAGAGAAAGGCAAAAAUCAUAUGCCUUCACUCAUAUGAGGACUUUAAGAGACAAAAUAGAUGAACAUAAGGAAAGGGAAACAAAAAUAAUAUAAAAACAGGGAGGGGGACAAAACAGAAGAGACUCAUAAAUAUGGAGAACAAACUGAGGGUUACUGGAGGGGUGGUGGGAGGGAGGAUGGGCUAAAUGGGUAAGGGGCAUUAAGGAAUCUAUUUCUGAAAUUGUUGCACUAUAUGCUAACUAAUUUGGAUGUAAAUUUUUAAAAAGUAAAAAAUAAAAUUGAAAAAAAUUGUAAGAGAAAAUACAUUUAUAGUACUGUACCGUAUUAACAUUGUAAGUUUACAUCAUCUGUUUACAAGAUGAAUUGUCUGUCAGUACCUACAUCAGUAUUGCCUCAAAUGAUACAAAACACUGUAAAUGUUAUAUGUAUUACUAACACUAGACAUCAAAAAUGAAAAGAUAAUGUGAAAAAGAAACUCAUAUUUAUUUACAGGUAUAAGAACUCAUGCAUUGAGAAGCAGCAAUAUGAUUGCUUUAUGAUAACCAUAUUUUUAUGUAACCAAUAAGAUUGCUUCAUGGUAGCCUAGCCUACACUCUGAUGAAUUAAUUGUUAUAAGAUUAUUAUGGCUUACAGUAUUACAGUCAUAUUCAUAAUACAGUAUUGGAAAUAUUGUUGCUAAAAAAAAACCGCUUGUGAAUGAUAGGCUGAUAUGCAGUUUCUCUAAUUAUAAGAAGCGUGCUGUAAUUCCUGAAAGCAAAAUUAUAAAACAGAAAACUAACACAUUAUUAACUUUAUGUUAAAUAUCACUCACCUUAUGCCUAUGUGAGGAUAGGCUCUGCACUCCCAUGCAGGUUUCACAUGCAGUGUUCUACAUGAUGAACACUUAGGCGAUGAUGGUAAUGGUGACACAAAAUGUCUCACACAAUUACUGUACAGUUGUUAGAUUUUCAUAUGAAGACACUCACAUAUAUACAUAACACAUAAGUUUUUUGGCUGUACAGCAUGAUUGAUUAUUAAAUGGAAGUGAAUCACCAUAAAGGUUUUCAUCCUCAUCAUCUUCACAUUGAGUAGACUGAGGAGGUGGAGAAAGGAAGGAUCGGUCUUGCUAUCUCAGGGCUGGCAGAGGGGGAAGAGGUCAAAGGGGAGGCAGGAGAGGCAGGCACACUCAGUGUAACUUUAUGGAAAUACAUCGCAAUUUCUGACUUUUUGUAUUUUCAUUUCUCUAAAAAUGUUUCUAUCCAGUAUCAAUUGUUUUUCCACCGUUUGUUUUAGUUUCGGUGCCUGUAUCAUAGAAGGGUCCAUGUUGUAGAAGUCACAAGCGGUCUUGAAUAAUCAGAACCCUUCUGCCAGAUUGUCUAACAUCAACUUGUUUUCUGGCUUCUGUGACUCCUUCUUUGUCUCCUUCCUCAUCGUCUGGCACUAUUUCCAAAGCAUUCAUUUCCAUCAAGUUGUCUUCUAUUCAUUUUUCUGGUGUGGUGUCUAUUAGCUCUUGAAUUUCUCUGAGAUCCUUGAAACUCUCACCCUCCACCUUUUUUUGCCAUAUAUAAUCUCUAUGACUGGCCCUGUUGUAAAUCCUUUGAAGUCAUGUUUAACAUCUGAGCACAGCUUUCUCCAGCAGGAAUUUAUUGUUCCUGGCUUGAUGCUUUCAUGGCUUUUUCUAUAACAAUGAUUGAAUCUUCGAUGAUGUGAUCCUUCCAGACUUUCAUAAUGUUUUCCCUUUCAGGGUUCUUUUCCAUAGUGUUGACUAUCCUUUCCAUAGAGUAUUAUGUAUAAUGAACCCUAAAGGUCUUAAUGACCCCCUGAUCUAGAGACUGAAUUAGAGAUAAUUGUGUUUGUGGGUAAGUAAACCACUUUGAUGCCUUCUGUGAUGAGCUCAUGGAGUUCUGGGUGAGUAGGGACAUUGUCCAGUAUCAUAAGAACUUUAAAAGGCAGUCACUUACUAGAGAUCCUGUCUGGCUCAGUAGGAACAGCAUGCAGUUCUUGAUCUUGGGGUGGUGAGUUCAAGCCCCACAUUGGGUGUAGAGAUUACAAAAAAAAAAUAAACAUUUAAAAAAAAAAAGCCUGGCUGUCACUUACUGGCAAGGUACUUCCUAACUUCAGGAACAUUGAUGGAACCAAUCCAGAAGAAGAGUUCUGUUGUCCUCUUGUCGUAUAACCAAAAGAUUGGCACCUGGUCUUUUUUUCCCUUCAAGGCUCUGAGCUGAGUAGCAUUACAGAUAAGGACAACCCUGACUGCAUCUGCACAGAA